AUGUGGCAAACAUACGCCAACUAUUCUCGUUUUAUGAUGAAGAAGAGUGCCACCACCCCAGCUAGCAACAUUAUACAACUAGAAGAUGAUUCUUUCAAUAAACAUAAGCAAGAUAAAGUUAAAAUAAGAGUUUAUUAUGAGACACUAUGUCCUGAUUCAAAGCACUUUUUUGUCAAGCAUUUGGGACCAGUGACCGCAAAGCUCUCCGAUUUUCUUGAUAUCAUUCUUGUGCCGUAUGGAAAAGCAACUACAACUGAAAGAAAUGGACAAUAUUAUUUUAAAUGUCAACACCAGGAAGAAGAGUGUUACGCCAAUAAGGUACAUGCAUGUAGUAUUGACAUAGUAAACAACAUGGAAACAGCUGUUAAGAUAACAGUAUGUAUGAUAGAGGAUAACUUUGAUGCUGAUGGAGCUCUUCAUAAGUGUGCAAAGCAGCUGAAUAUUGAACCAGAACCCAUUUUGAACUGUGCUGGCACUGCACACGGGUCAGAAUUAUUGAAAAAAUAUGGAGACGACACUCAUCAACUUCAACCUACAUUCAUACCUACAGUUACAUUAAAUGGUUCGAGGGAGAAUCAAGCAGCUAUUUUAAAGAACUUUUUACUGGAGGUCUGCAAAUUGAUUGCAAUGCCCUUACCUCCUCCAUGUUUGUGA
Leptosia nina is the source of this 654-nucleotide messenger RNA. Lineage: Eukaryota; Metazoa; Arthropoda; Insecta; Lepidoptera; Pieridae. The record is from the annotation of a GenBank genome assembly.